AUGUUCGUCCUGACGCGCAUCUCGGACGUCAUUCCGGUGGCUCCGGAGCUCUUCGACGCUGACUACACGCAAGUUCUGAUCGAGGAGAUCGACCGCAAGUACGCGAAUAAGGUCAUCGCAGAUGUGGGGCUCUGUAUCACGCUCUACGACUUCGUGAGCAUCGGUGACGCAUUUGUGCACCCGUCGGAUGGCACGUCGCACUCGCAGGUGGAAUUCCGCUUGGUUGUGUUCAGACCAUUUGUGGGCGAAGUGCUCAAGGGACGCAUCGUGAGCUGCACGGAAGAACACAUCCGAGUUAGUAUGGACUUUGUACAGGACAUCAUCAUCCCGUCCUACGCCUUGCAGACGCCGUCGUACUUUGACACGGCAGAGAGACUUUGGGUCUGGAAGUACUCGGAAGGACAAGAGAAAUUCUACAUGGACUUGCACGAGGAAAUUCGCUUCCGAGUCACCAACAUCAAUUUCACACGCGUGACCAAGACAGCAAAAGGCAUUCAAGCUACGACGACAGAGGCGACAGACAAGGCGGAGAAGGAGAUUAGUGCUGGUGACAUGCGGCAAUCCCUGGCCCGUCGACGGUCGUCAAGUGUGGAUCUAUCGGACAACGACCCCACACCGUCUGCCAUUCACAUCCUGGCAACGAUUGAUGAGGACGGACUGGGUCUGUCAUCGUGGUGGACGAGUUAAGGUCCUUUAUUGCCAGUGAGGACGAAGAGUCCCUAAGCGAUGAUACCUCGCAAAAACGCAGUUAUCAUCAUACUUCAAA
Phytophthora infestans T30-4 is the source of this 766-nucleotide messenger RNA. Its product is annotated as DNA-directed RNA polymerase III subunit RPC8, putative. NCBI's taxonomy places the organism in Eukaryota, Oomycota, Peronosporomycetes, Peronosporales, Peronosporaceae. Gene Ontology annotation, biological process: DNA-templated transcription; transcription initiation at RNA polymerase III promoter. The coding region runs from base 1 to 687 and encodes 228 amino acids. The record is from RefSeq and is a predicted model, not a curated record. Gene Ontology annotation, cellular component: RNA polymerase III complex. The transcript has 5 exons.